AUGACUAACGACUCAGCCAAUCAAACCGAGCCCGUAUUCGUUCAUCCUCUCGGAUCGUGUUUCGAGUUGUUGAAGAAGCGAACCGAGGCUCAAGUUGGUCGCAGCAGUCUGCCUUCCGAUGAGGUUAGAAAAAAAUCGAAAUUGAAUCUCGCAGAACACGGCUCGGGUGGCAAACUAACGAAAUCGAACUCCAUAUCAAAACAAUCUGUACAGUUCAAUCAUAAACGGGCGAAAUUCUCCGGAAAAGAUGCACACCACAAACCGACACGUCGUAUUGCGAUUGAUUGUGAGUUUGUUGGGGUCGGAUUUGAGGGCAAAGAGAACGCGUUAGCCCGAGUUUCUAUCGUCAACCAGUUUGGUCACGUGUUGUUAGAUAGUGGAAUCCUCAGACGCGGUAUUCAAAGAGCGUUCAAGACAGCUAUAGGUACACCACAGAGGAAUGUACUCAUGCUGUCCCAUCCAAGACGCCACAUUCGGGAUACCUCACGAUAUCGGCCAUUCCGUGCACUGUUCGGUGGUCGCACCCCAUCACUUCGUGCUCUGACCGAACGAGUACUGGGAGUCAGUGUUCAGACGGGCGAACACGACUCGAUCGAAGAUGCUCGGGCGGCAAUGCGUUUGUACACCUCGGUCAAACGGGUUUGGGAAUCGCGGAAGAAAGGCCGUGAGUCGAUGGUUUUGGGGCUGCUCAGUGAUGUGAAAUCCUCCCAUUCAGCGGAUAAACCGGGAGCGGAGUCUGGACAGGAACAACACCAACAAUUGGAUAUUCUGACAGAAUACGAAGUACGCUGA
Messenger RNA from Echinostoma caproni, 792 nucleotides. NCBI's taxonomy places the organism in Eukaryota, Metazoa, Platyhelminthes, Trematoda, Plagiorchiida, Echinostomatidae. The record is from the annotation of a GenBank genome assembly.